Messenger RNA from Lycium ferocissimum, 1119 nucleotides. RefSeq lists its product as uncharacterized. The record is from RefSeq and is a predicted model, not a curated record. Lineage: Eukaryota; Viridiplantae; Streptophyta; Magnoliopsida; Solanales; Solanaceae. The transcript has a single exon. Gene Ontology annotation, cellular component: plasma membrane. The coding region runs from base 144 to 854 and encodes 236 amino acids. Gene Ontology annotation, molecular function: kinase inhibitor activity.
CCUCUUUAGGGGGAAAAAGCCAACUCCUUACACCUUAUUCAUAUCAACAAACACUUUUAUGACUUAGUAUAUAAGCAUUCAUCCAUCUACCAAUUCUCAGAUCAUCGCUUCCCUGAAUCUAACAAAUUACAACAAAAAUUCCGAUGGAAAAUCGUCGUAGAAAGAGCAAUUCAGGUGACAAAUUUUCAUUUCCAAUCAUAAUGCCAGUUCAAGAAGGACAAGAACUCGAAUUUGAAUUCUCAGGUAGUGUUUCACCAGGAUCACCAAAAUCACCAGCUGAUCAUUUAUUCUUCAAUGGACGUUUAUUACCGCAUUAUUUUCCAUGUCAACCUGCUAGUAAUAUCAGUAGUCCAAUUUCAUACUCGCGAUCAACGAGCAGAACAAGUAGUGUUAGCAGCAAGGAUUCGCUCUGGUCCUCGCGCAGCAACAGCACGAAUAGUCGUAGCAGUUGCAGUAGCAGCGCGAGGACCAGCACGAGCGAAUCCUCUGGAAGGAAACUGAUAAGUCAAGAAAAAAUAUCAGCCUUCACUAUGUAUAGGAACUCGUCGAAUAAUAUGAAUUCUUCGAGUACUCAAAAGUGGCAGUUUAUUGUGACACCAACACCAGUUAUGAAGAAAAAACACCAAUUUUCAGCACAAGUUAUAAAGAAAAAGGGCCAGUUUGUUUCUAAAUCUCAGAAACAAAGUGUCAAAGGAUGUAAAGAUUUUAAUAAGUCGAGGAAACAGAGGAAGGAAAAUGGUAAGAGGAAAGUGAGAUUUUGGUUUUUCAGAAGAGUUUUCAGGAAGUUUAUGUCAGCAUGCAGAGAAUGUCAUGCUAUGGAACCAACAAGAAGAGAGAGGUUUUCUUGUCAUUAAAAGAUUGACAUUACUAAUUGCCUCCUAAUAAUUACUGGCUAGUUGUUAAAUUGGCUAGUGUGGUGAUAAUUGGCUAAAUUUUUAACUUUGGUAAUUAUUGAUUUAUGAUUUUGGGGCAGAACAUUUUCCUUAAGUCACAUAGUGAUUAAGCUUAUGCUUUGAUUGUGCAAGGAUUUUUCCUUCCUAUUUCUAUCAAAUAGAUUGAUCAUGUUUUGUAUCCUGGUCUCUUUAACUUAUUUGUUGGCCGAAGAACCAUAGAACUCAG